AUGGAGUUGGGCACCGUCAUGGACAGUGUGAGCAGCUCGGCUUCAUUGCUACCUAAUGUUCCACGCACACCAACCUUAGCCUCAUCUACAGCAACGACAAGGCCGGGCUCGACCGAGCGAGAAGGUAGAACGAAGAUAUAUUGUAUGCGAUACGAGUACACACGAGCAAACGCAACCGGUGUGAAGAUCACCUACAGAUGCAGCUAUUAUCGGAAGCCAAAGCAGAGCCCAACCCAACUGGCGUUUCAUGCCGAGACUAUGGCCUACGAUUUUGCCAACAUGAUUCAUCAUACUUGCCGAAACGACUUUGCAAGUGGCCGCGCUGCAGCCGUAAGUGAUGAAUCUGUUUUCCUUGACCUGACAGAUGCAAUGAAGAGCUUCGUGGACGAACUAGUGGACACAACGGACGAGUCGCCAACCAAGAUUUGGGAUACCGAAAAUUUAACGAGAACUCUAUUGGCUGCACCGAAGGGAUGCCACCAAGUUGUCACGUUAAUGAUGUACGACCCGCUGACUGAGUUAUUUGCUCCGCUAUUUUCCACGUUGACGACGACUAAAACCCAGGACUCCUACAAGAAAUUAUUUUACUGUGUCGAAUUCGCAGUAGGAAAAAAGCCCAGCCCCAAAGAUGUAACGUGUGACUUUGAAGUUGCCAACAUUUGUGCUAUCCGAGAAUACUUCCCAAAGACAUAG
Messenger RNA from Phytophthora nicotianae INRA-310, 693 nucleotides. RefSeq lists its product as hypothetical. The record is from RefSeq and is a predicted model, not a curated record. The transcript is spliced from 2 exons. NCBI's taxonomy places the organism in Eukaryota, Oomycota, Peronosporomycetes, Peronosporales, Peronosporaceae. Bases 1 to 693 code for a protein of 230 amino acids.